Messenger RNA from Sapajus apella (tufted capuchin), 2238 nucleotides. It is a transcript of the gene SC5D, whose product is annotated as sterol-C5-desaturase. Bases 203 to 1102 code for a protein of 299 amino acids. The transcript has 6 exons. The record is from RefSeq and is a predicted model, not a curated record. Lineage: Eukaryota; Metazoa; Chordata; Mammalia; Primates; Cebidae. Gene Ontology annotation, molecular function: iron ion binding; oxidoreductase activity.
CAUCCUCGGGCGCCUGCUCGGCUCCUCCCGGCCCAGCCAGCUUGUUGGCUGCCAACCUGCCAGGGCGGUCUGCAGAGCAGCGGCGUGCGGAGCAGCGGCUGACCACCUCCAGUUCAGCUCUGAAACUCAUUUGAUGACAAAUUCUGACUCCAGCUGACUGGGGCGCCCGUCAUGUCUUGGCACACCUACCAGGGGCUAAGCGAUGGACCUUGUACUCAGUGUUGCAGAUUAUUAUUUUUUUACACCGUACAUAUAUCCAGCUACAUGGCCAGAAGAUGACAUCCUCCGACAAGCUAUUAGUCUUCUGAUUAUAGCAAAUGUUGGUGCUUACAUCCUUUAUUUCUUCUGUGCAACAUUGAGCUAUUAUUUUGUCUUUGAUCAUGCAUUAAUGAAACAUCCACAAUUUUUAAAGAAUCAAGUCCGUCGAGAGAUUAAGUUUACUGUCCAGGCAUUGCCAUGGAUAAGUAUACCUACCGUUUUACUGUUCCUGCUGGAGAUAAGAGGUUACAGCAAAUUACAUGAUGACCUAGGAGAGUUUCCAUAUGGAUUGCUUGAACUCGUUGUUAGUAUAAUAUCUUUCCUGUUUUUCACUGACAUGUUCAUCUACUGGAUUCACAGAGGCCUUCAUCAUAGACUGGUAUAUAAGCGCCUCCAUAAACCUCAUCAUGUUUGGAAGAUUCCUACCCCAUUUGCAAGUCACGCUUUUCACCCUGUCGAUGGCUUUCUUCAGAGUCUACCUUACCAUGUAUACCCUUUUAUCUUUCCAUUACACAAGGUGGCUUAUUUAAGUCUGUACAUCUUGGUUAAUAUCUGGUCAAUUUCCAUUCAUGAUGGUGAUUUUCGUGUCCCCCAAAUCUUACAGCCGUUUAUUAAUGGCUCAGCUCAUCAUACAGACCACCAUAUGUUCUUUGACUAUAAUUAUGGACAGUAUUUUACUUUGUGGGAUAGGAUUGGAGGCUCAUUCAAAAAUCCUUCCUCCUUUGAGGGGAAGGGACCACUCAGUUAUGUGAAGAACAUGACAGAAGGAAAGUGCAGCAGCCAUGCAGGAAAUGGUUAUAAGAGUGAAAAAUUAUUCAAUGGAGAGUUUACGAAGAUUGAAUAGAUUAUUGCCCGAUUAUUCUUAAGUAAGGACAAAGAAGGGAAUAUAAUAUUUCUUUUUUUUUUUAAUAAGGAAAAAGUAAUCUACAUACAUCCAGGAUACAUAGUAAGUCAGUGGUAUCAUUUGGAAAUCAGCAUUGUGGGCACUGCUGAGGAAUGAUCAUAAGCGUAGGUCAGGAGAAGAUGCUGUGACCACCAGGAUUUUAAUCUCAUGCUUAAAAUGCCACAUGUUGUCCAGGGGACAACUUAUGUCUUUCUAGCAGCAGAUCUGUAGUUUGUACAGUCUCAACAACAAUUUUAAAUAAGAUAGAGAAUAAAUUAUUGGGGGGACUAGGCUAUAUCCAUUUGCCUUAAUCCACUCAUUUUUGUUAAGAAUCAUUGUGCUUAAUAAUGCCGAGACUAAGCACCAUUCAAGAAAUACUAAUAUAAAGACUGUUUCUUGUUUCAGGAGAGGUUAAUUCUUCAAUGUUGGUAUGAGAACGAUGACUUGUAGUACUUUAUUCAAGUCAAAACAUCAGUGUGGAAAAAAAAAUUCUGAUACAUUAGAGGCUAUGUAAAUGAGCUAAUUGAUGGCAGGUAUAAUAAGACUAUCGUCUUCCUAUACAUAGGAGGCUCAUUUUCUGGGCACACUGUCCCCUAUUACAUUUUACUGAUGAAUAAAUAAAUUGGAAUUUAAUAAUAUCGAUAACCACCAUGAUUGAAUCCAGAUCUGGGAUUAUGUAACUAAACAUUGUGAUGGUUAUUAUUUAAAACCAUUAUUUAAUAAGAGUAAAAAUAUGUGAAUCUGGAUGUAUUUAGAAAGAGAAAUUUGAUGCCCAAAUAAUAUAUUAGGCACUACUGAUUGUUUAAAUUGACGCACUGCACUUUUGAUAUUUCAAAGUUACAAACCUGUGAUUUUUUUUGUAAAAGGAAAUAAUUGCCAAAUACCUAGGCCCAUUGCUGAUGAUUAGUUUUAAAAUCGUAUUCCUCCUCUUCUCCCCUGACUUUUUCCUACUUCCUGUGAAAAAAAGAUUUAACAAAUACUUUCAUAAGGAAAUGUGUGUUGUAACAUAAAUAUAUUGCAAAAACAUAGUUUGUAAAGGCAUUCUAUAAGCUAUUUAUGUAAAAUCAAUAAAAGUUGAUCAUUGUAAUUAAACUGUA